This is a messenger RNA of Zalophus californianus (California sea lion), 2289 nucleotides long. RefSeq lists its product as uncharacterized. The coding region runs from base 31 to 417 and encodes 128 amino acids. The record is from RefSeq and is a predicted model, not a curated record. NCBI's taxonomy places the organism in Eukaryota, Metazoa, Chordata, Mammalia, Carnivora, Otariidae. The transcript has a single exon.
UGUAACGGGGGGAAUUAGACAAAGCGUAACAUGGACUCCGGGCCCGUGCAGGCGCUGCAGCUCCGGGACCAACCGCAGCCAGCGAGCGCCGCGACUGGCUCGGCCGCAGCCAAUGGGGCGGGCCCGGGCCUCCAUGUGACGGCGAGCACUUUCCCCCGGCCGCACGGCCGCGCCCGCAGCGGGCCAGGCUCACCGGAGGCGGCUGCGUGGCGGGCUAGGUGGCCCCGGGUCGGGGACUGGCGGCGAGAGGCUGCCAGACGCCAGGCAGGUGCAUGGGGCGGGGAAGAUCGCCGGUCACCGAAAGACUUACCUGUCAAACGCCUACCUGAACAGGGCGCCGUGCCAGGCUGCCGCUGUCGCCUGGCGGGAGCGGGGCAAGAUCAGCAACCUUCGCCUUUCCUGGGUCUUUCCUUUUGACUAAAACUCUGAUACUAAGACGUAGGGAGAAAUGCCAUGAAGUGGUAGGGAGACAUUUGCGGUAAAAGUCAUUUAAGCAGUUUCCAACCCAAGGAGAAAGUCCUUGCCUCGGAUUUGGGGCACUCACAACUUUAUCUUGGAACGAAUAGCUACCCAGCCUCAUGUGGUCCGUCUCUGCUAUGAAAGAUCUAUUGGAGAGUCAGUUCUUGUUUUAAUCCGAGUCUACUCUUUUUUUCCCCAUUCUUUUUCGCCAAAAUUGUCUUGUGUCUGAAGCAGGCAGAUGAAAGGUUGUCCUCUGCUGAGAGGUGUUUUCCAACCUGAUAGUUUCUCCUCUUGUUUUUGUUGUACGAGGGAAAUGUAUUUCCCGUCUUUCUCGUGGGUGGGGAGAAGCAGGGAUAAAGAAAUAAGGCCAGGAAGACUAUUCGGAAUUGUAGGUUUAUAACAAGACAAAUGGUCCCAGCCCGAUACUUUAGUAUCUCCUUUUAUCAGAAUCCACCCUUUUCUGUGAACAAUGGGAAGUCUCAUCUCUAUCAGGAUCUCUCCAUGUCAGUGAAUGUUCAAUCAACAUUUACUCAGUGUCAAUGUUCUUUGUAAACAUGCUGCACAAAAUGGGAGGGGCGCUCAGGAAGGUGUGUCUUCAGAUACAGCAAGGCCUUACAAAAAGUGGUUUUCUAAGGUUUCAGAAAGGGCUUCAGAGAGAAGAGGGGGAAGAGAACGGACCCUGGCGUAGUGAGCCCCUGUGGAUCAGGCACUGAAAGUGAAGAAGGGCAGCCCUGGCAGGGAGGAGUAUGAACAGAGGUCCAGAGCACGCUCAAGGGACUGUUCUAGACUGGUUACAACACGACACUAGAUUUUGAGCCCUUCUGACCCCUUGCGUUCUCACUUUCCUUGCCCUGUCCCUCACGAGCCAGCAGUCUCUCCUAUUCCACACACCCGGCCAAGAAGGAGGUGUGUGGGCAGGGGCUGUGUGGUAAGUGAUCUAAUCACAGUACCAGAUUUGCUCAUCUGGGAGGUUAGAGCAGUUUUAAAAACUGUUAACAUCUCGUGGUAUAAUAUUUUGAUUGAAAACACCCCACUAUUAUAACUAAUUUGGAAUGGUUUGCUGUUUGUAAAAACACUUUGUUCCAUGUUUUGAUCUUCCCUGGGCUUUAAACUAUGAUUCUAGAUCUGAGAGAAGUAUGAUUUCAUGAUUGGUAUAAAUUUGAGGGGAAAAAAAGUAAUAAUCAGAAAACUGUCAAAUGUGGAGAAACAGAUAUUCACACAUACUAUAUGCAUGAGUACAAGUUGGGCAGAUCCCUUUGGAGGAUAGUUUGGCAAUUUUGGAAAAAAUAAGUGUGUGUUUUCUUUGACCAGGUCAUUCCACAUCUAGGAAUUUAUAUUUCAGGGUUAUAUAUGCAAAAAUGAUGUGUUUCAAAAAUAUUUACACAUGUGUAUAAAAACAUAUGUACAGGCAUGUUUGUAACAGCAAAAACAUGUAAUAGUGUACAAGUCAAAUAACCAAAUCCCAGUAGGAAACUAUUUAAGCAAGCUCUGCUAGAUCUGUAAAAGGAAACUGUACGUAGCCACUAAUAAAAAUAAGAUAAAUCUACUUGUACAUGGAAGAGUGUCCAAAACCUAUAAGUGAAAAAAGCAAACCACAGAACAAUAUAGAUAGCAUGAUCCCAUUUGUAUUUGCACUUUUUUUUGUCUCAAAACAUACAUGUUAUCAGACACACGCUUAGAGGAAAUCUGGAAGUACAUGUAAGAAGCAGUUAACAGUGGUUAUCUCUGGAUGUGAUGUCACUAUGGCCAUCCACUUUCUGUUACAAAGUUCUGUGUGUUUGCAUUGCUUUCAUGUUGAGCACAUAUUGCUUUGAUGACAAGAAAAAUAAU